This is a messenger RNA of Crotalus tigris (Tiger rattlesnake), 2870 nucleotides long. RefSeq names its product leucine zipper tumor suppressor family member 3 (gene LZTS3). Gene Ontology annotation, biological process: regulation of dendritic spine morphogenesis. Gene Ontology annotation, cellular component: dendritic spine. The record is from RefSeq and is a predicted model, not a curated record. The transcript has 4 exons. NCBI's taxonomy places the organism in Eukaryota, Metazoa, Chordata, Lepidosauria, Squamata, Viperidae. The coding region runs from base 547 to 2577 and encodes 676 amino acids.
UAAUAUCUCAUUCUGGGUUUCUUUCGAUUCCAAAUAGGUUUCCAUAGUCGAGUCUCUAGUUCCGCAAAUGGCUGUCCCCUUGUCUCCUUCCACACUGUACACAGGCAACAAGAGGUCUCCCAUUAUCCAUUUUAUUAGGCUGAUGAAAAGUUUUUAAUUUCUGAAAAAUUGCCAGCUUGCCAGAGAAGAGUUAAUGAGCCUGGCUGUUUGCAAGCUCGCAAACUUCCUGGUUGGCUCCAGCCAUCUGUGGGAACGAGGCUGAAUCCAGCUUUUCUUUGAGCAAACAGGUGAUGGACGUUCUUCCCACCAGCUAUUAGUGUCUGCUUUCCCUUUUUUUUCUUCCUCCAGAGUGCCUACAAAAGAAGCAACUUCAACCCGGGGUUUUUGCCUGAGCGAUGUGAAGAAAACCACCUGGAACAUCAAGGUAAGGGUCCCUUUCAGAAGCCUUCUGCGUCGUCCUUCGCCGUCUCGUUCUUGCACGGAGAACGUGCAACUCUCCCCACUGGCUUUUGACAAAAGCAGAACCGCUGACUUCCACCUUUCGCCAUGGCCAAACUAGAGACCCUCUCCAUCCUGAGCGACGCCAGCUACCACAGCCAGGAGACCUUCCACGCCUUCCACCCCAGGAGCUCUGAGUCCACCUCGCAGAGCAUCGUGGGCAGCGGAGUCCCUCCCGAAAAGGAUUUUGCCCUGAAGAGCCUGGGCACCAGGCCUCAGAACAGCCACCCGCAGCUGGAUGGGACCCGGAGUAGUUACACUCUCUCCACGCGUCACGCUGGGGAGGAGAAGACCUGCAAGGCGGAGAAGGUCUCCAAUUCCAUCUACAUUAAUGGGGACUUGCGCAAGAACGAGAAGGGAAAGGCCGACGUCUGUGGGACUGUGGCGGCCAACAACGAGAAGAACAUGCCUCCGCCACUGCCCCAGUACAGAGAAGCCAAUAAACCACCAAAGAUAUUGCCAGUCUCCGGGAAACUGGACCAGAAUACCGAAUCCUUACUUAGACCUUCAGCCUUUAAACCAGUUGUUCCUAAAAACUUCCAUUCCAUGCAAAACCUGUGUCCACCGCAGAACAAUGGCGUGGCCACCGAGAACCGAAAGACUUUAAACCACACGCACAGCAAUAGUCCCGCCCCGGUCAAAAGCGGCUUGGAGAAGGCCAGCCUUAACAGGACUACCAAUGCGGGAGGUGGUCUCUCCGAUUCCGGCCGCAACUCUUUAACCAGCUUGCCCACCUACGGCACGGGCUACAGCCAGCACGUGGGUCCCAUGAGCGCCUCCACCAGUCACAUCAACCGCAUCGGGACCACCUACGGCGAGAAGAACGUGGUGGGAUACGGGAUAUCUACCUCAGACAGCGGCCGAUCUUCCACCAAGAGCACGUCUUCGUUCAGCCGACUCAACCACCUCAACGAGACGCUGCCUUUCCACUCGCCUUCCACGGACGACAUCAUCGAAGAUCUGGAGAACCGGCUGUGGGAGAAGGAGCAGGAAGUCCUCCAGAUGAGGAGGAACCUGGACAAGAGCGAGACGGCCAUCUACCAGGUCUUUGAGGAGAAGCAGAAGAUUUGGGAACGGGAGAUGGAAGAGCUGAGGCAGAACUACGCCAACAAGUUUCAGCAAGUCUCCAAGAAGGCCCAGAGAGCUCAACAGGCUCUCCAGCUCCAGAUCUUUAAGCUCCAGCAGGAGAAGAAGAAGCUCCAGGAGGACGUGGCUCAACUCCUUCAACAACGGGAAGAGCUGGAGAAGAAAUUUGUGGCUUUCAAGAAAGAGCAGGCCGAGUUCCUUCCCAAGAUGGAAGAGACCCGAUGGGAGGUGAGCGUCAGCCAGGGUCAACACCAAACAAGGGAUUCAACCAACGUUGUGUGCCAAAAGGCCGGCGAGAUUUCCCUGCUGAAGCAGCAGCUGAAGGACUCUCAAGCCGACGUCUCCCAAAAGCUGAACGAGAUCGUCGGGCUGCGUACCCAACUCAAAGAAGGCCAGAGCUUCCUCAGAGAGAAGGACGAGCAGUUCUUGACGCUGAAGGACUCCUACAGCACCAAGAGCCUCAGCCUGGACUUCUGCGAGAACGAGCUGCAGCAGAAGAUGGACGAGGUCCAGAUGUUGCGGGAGAAGCUCAGCCAGUGUGAGCUGGAAGUCUCCAACCUGAAGCAGACGCUGGUGCAGCUGGGAGGACACCCCAACCAUGUCCCUUCGGAACUGCCGGAGAAGCUCGCCAGGGAUCCCGUGGCCUGCGAGAGCGACGAGGCCAAGAUGAAACGACAGAGCGAGGAGAACCUCAACGCCUUGAGGAGAGAAGUGGAGAGGCUCCAGGGGGAGCUGAAAGCCGAGCGCCAGUUACGGGAGCAGCAAAUUGUGGACUUUGAGGAGGAGCGUUGCACGUGGCAGGAGGAGAAGGAGAAAGUCAUCAAGUACCAGAAGCAGCUGCAGUUGAACUACGUGGAGAUGUAUCAGAAGAACCAACUUCUGGAGCACAAGGUGAACGAGAUGACCAGCAAGGCCGCCAGCCUCUCCCACGCCGAUGAAAAGAAAACGUGGACUCCAUCCCGACUGGAAAGGAUAGAAUCCACCGAAAUCUAAAGGAAAGAACCAAGGCAUUUUGUGUACGUUUUUUCUAAUUAUGGUGCCUGUCAUUCCGCUGGAGAUCUUCCCAAGUAGAAUAUGUGACAAUAACCAGCAGCAUAAAUCUUUGCACUUGGCCCCUCAGACAUAACUUUGGUGCUCUACAAAUUGCUUUUAUUGUGGGGGGGGAGGAAGCCACAGGUAUACUUUUGUGUUCCAGGGAGGGUUUGUUAUCAGGAGUACUUUUUAGUUGAUGUGGUGUUUUUGUUGUUGUUGUUGUUGUUAUGACUCCAUUAGCCAAUGCACUACAA